AUGUCUCCUUCGACCACCACCCCCCUCGCAGCUCCUGUUGCUGCUUCGACUCCUGUUGUUGCAGAUAAGGAUGCUCGUUCGGUGGUGACUGUGUCAGCCGCGCCCAGUGUCAAAGACCAACGGGCCUACGAGCAUGACCGUCAGCGGGUGAAGAAGGCCGCAGACUUGGUCAAGAUGAGGGCCCUCAAGGGGCAACGCGGCUGGGCAGCGUUAGCAAAGGGCGACACGUAUACCUCUUCGCGCAAGAACGCAUUCCAACCUGGCUCUGAGAAGACCAAAUUACUCAGGCCAGAGGAAGUCGACCUGCUGGAGGACGAGCCAGUCUACCAUGCCGCCAAAGUCGCGUCAUUCGGCGGGAUAACACCGGACCCAACACAGCCCAUCCAGUUGAAACUGGGUGACCUGAUGACAACAUUCCGCAAGCCUCGCAAGGCCACAGCGAGCGAUUUUGUCGUCAUCCCUCCUCGUUCGGUCAUCCCUCUUGAUGAUAUGAUGCCCCGUGACCUUAUCGUUGAAGAACCUUGGGAGCAUAUUUAUGGCGUCGAUGAUGAGUCUGGUGCAAAUACCACGACCAAGGCGCCGUCGUACGCUCAAGUCCUAAUGAACAUCAAAUAA
Messenger RNA from Mycena indigotica, 615 nucleotides. RefSeq lists its product as uncharacterized. Lineage: Eukaryota; Fungi; Basidiomycota; Agaricomycetes; Agaricales; Mycenaceae. The record is from RefSeq and is a predicted model, not a curated record. Bases 1 to 615 code for a protein of 204 amino acids. The transcript has 2 exons.